Messenger RNA from Vidua macroura (Pin-tailed whydah), 690 nucleotides. RefSeq lists its product as uncharacterized. NCBI's taxonomy places the organism in Eukaryota, Metazoa, Chordata, Aves, Passeriformes, Viduidae. Gene Ontology annotation, cellular component: extracellular region. Gene Ontology annotation, biological process: positive regulation of tyrosine phosphorylation of STAT protein; neutrophil activation; immune response. The transcript is spliced from 5 exons. Gene Ontology annotation, molecular function: cytokine receptor binding; cytokine activity. The record is from RefSeq and is a predicted model, not a curated record. The coding region runs from base 1 to 690 and encodes 229 amino acids.
AUGAUGUGCAAAGUCCUCAUCUUUGGCUGUAUUGCAGCAGUAAUUCUCAUGACUGCAGCUUAUGGAGCGCCUCUUAAGAAGACUAAAUUAUCACCCGCUCAAAAAGAGGCACAUCUUCAAGCUUCAAUAAUUGAUUUAGCACUCCUGAAAGACAUCAACAAUAAUUUUCUUGACUUUUACACACCGAAUGACAAACAGGAGUGCAACCGCACAACUCUAGCAUGCUUCCUGAAAGAACUGAAGGUCUUGAAACAAGAUGUGGAAGAGGAGGACAAGCAACUUGUAAUAAAUAUUGAGAAGAAUCUUGAGGAUUUUAUGGACCCUGAUUUCUCAAACCCAACAUGCAGGAAGUGUGAAGCCAAUGAGAAGAAAAAGUUUCCUGAAUUUCACCAAGAAAUGACCAGAUUCCUGCAAUCAAUGCAGAAAGAAAUUCGCCAUCUGGUGACCCCUCGUGGAAUUGCAGCGUCGGCCGAAGCCCCCAACCACAGCGUCUUGCGGGGGGGCUUUGCUGCGCAGCUCCACGCCAGUAGCCUGGAGGCUCUGGCCGGACACCUUUGGCCUCCUGAGAGAGGUAACGCUGAAACCGUGGGCCUUCCGGAGAAGGCUUGGUCCUGUCUGGACCGCGGGUCGGCUCUUAGAAGCCGAGAACUGAGUGGGACGGUUUUCCCUGAACUAGUGGACGUCUGCUAA